GGAUAAUACCUCAAUGUGUAACCUUGUUCUGCACAAAUGGAUUUUUCUUGUAUCUGCUCAGUAUCAUUUUCUGGUCUCUUGGGGAUGCAGCCUGCAUGGUUCAUUUACCAAAUUUUGCUGAAUUGAAAGGCAGUACACCUGUACAGUCUGCAAGUUUGUUCACUAUCAUGGGUGUACCGGCGCUUUGUUCCGGAUUGCUGACUGGUUUUGCCUCUUCUGAUCCAGCUAUUGGAAACAUUAUCCUUCACGUUGGACUACAAGGAAUGACAGGAGUAUCCCUUCUGCUACUCCCCGUGCUGUCACAUACGUACAGUCUCCAAAUGAUUUUCAGUGUCCUGUAUGGUACAUACAGUCAGGGACCUUUUACACUGGUUAGUCCUAUAUGCAUUGAGCUGAUCGGCCGAUCCAAAUUGGCCUUUGGUUACGGUAUAUGUUUCUUUUGCUUUGGACUCGGCAACAUGGUUGGACCACCCAUUGCAAGUCUUAUUUAUGAAAGUACUGGAGUGUAUGUCCUUACGUUUCUUUUCUCAGGUGCCUGCUUCAUCAUUAGUGCCUUCCUCGCGUUGUGUAUUCCAUUGACCAAGAAGCUAACAUAAAUGGAUAUAGACUAAGUAUGUUUUAUCUCCCGCAACGAAGUGGGAGGGGAAUAUUGGUGUGACCUCCGUCCGUCCGUCCGAGAUAAUUGCGACAUAUCGUCUCAAAAACUGUUAUAGACAGGGAAACAAAAUUUGGUAUGUG
Molecule: messenger RNA, 738 nt
Organism: Haliotis rubra (blacklip abalone)
Lineage: Eukaryota; Metazoa; Mollusca; Gastropoda; Lepetellida; Haliotidae
Product: monocarboxylate transporter 5-like
Exons: 3
Coding region: 96-596 (166 amino acids)
Biological process (GO): transmembrane transport
Molecular function (GO): transmembrane transporter activity
Source: RefSeq, a predicted model, not a curated record